GUUGGGAUUCCUGACUCCAUGCAGGAUGUGAUGAUCUCAGAUCCUUAGUUCAGAGGCAGGAAAGAAGUUAGUCAGGAAACUGGUGCCGCCUCAAAGCAGGAGAACUGUGGCUGCACACCCCAACUCCGAUCGCAGGGCUGAUCACUGGCUGCAGGCUCCAUGAAAUUCGUCUUACUGUGUGAUCAGCAACUGAGGAUUGUGUGUGCGCGUUCGUGUUCGCGUUCGUGUGUGCGUUCGUGUUCGUUGGAGAGGAGGAGGAUGAGAGGAGACAUGAUGUAUACAAGAUAUUAAGAGGAAUAGAUAGAGUGGACAGCCAGCGCCUCUUCCCCAGGGCACCACUGCUCAAUACAAGAGGACAUAGCUUUAAGUGUGGCUGUCCAGUCUAUUGGACCUGUGCUCCCUGUCACCAAGAUCUGGUGCUCAAGCCAACACAGACUGUGGUGGCAACACGUGUAACAAGAAUGCGAGCUGCACCGUGAUGGGGGGGAAACCCGGGUGCUACUGCAACACAGGCUACACAGGCGAUGGAAUACGGUUCUGCGAAGAUGACGACGAGUGCCAGAAUUCGACGUUAACCUGUGGACAAAAUGCGACCUGCAACAACACCUACGGGAGUUUCUACUGUACCUGCAUCAGGGGUUACCAGUCCUCAAAUCAGAAGAAGGAAUUCAUCCCAAAUGAUGGUACUACGUGCCAGGAGGUUCCAGAGAUUCCCUGCUACUUAAAUAAGGACUGUCUCUCCGGAAACAUUAAUAAUACCUUACAGCAGCUGAGCAGAUUCAGAGAAUCACAGACCGCGCUGGAAGAAAUAGCCAAGAACACCACGGGAGGCCUGACCGCGACGGACGUUCUUUUAUACACGGAAGUCCUCUUACGAUCAACGCCAUCACUGAGUGUGAUCAACGAGACUCUACCCAAUACAGCAGCCAUUGCCAACAUAACCAUUAACGCCAUUGUGAGAACAGUGAACAAUCUUGUGAAACCAAGUGAGAUGAUGGCGUGGAGCAAGAUCCUUGAAGACGAGAGGAGAAGAAGUGCCACCAAGUUACUGCAUACCACGGAAACGUCGGCAGUCAGUGUCUCACAGCACCUGAGGGGCACAACAGAGAUGGUGUUUAAGGAAAGUGAGAUCACUCUCAAAAUGUACACUUUUGAUCUAAAUCAAGAUGAGCAACCUCCAACUCAAGCAAAUUUGGAAGACAGUCAUAUAAGUAUUUCUGGACGAAAGGACGACGGGGCCAGCUCAAACGGGACUGUGGCGGUCAUUUUCCUGCAGUUUAAUAGUAUUGGGUUGCUGCUGGAAGCCGCUAAUAGCUCCCAGGAGUGGGAAGUCAACGGGACGGUACCGCAGAAGGAAUAUACCUUGAACUCACCCAUCAUUGCAGCAGCUGUCAAUGCCAAACCUCCAGCACUGUACCUUAUGGACCAUAUAACAUUUACACUGAGGCAUAUGAAGCCUGUGAAGGGGCACGAAUCUGUCUGUGUGUUCUGGAACUACUCCACUUCCAGCAUGGAGGGGGAGUGGGACACCAGUGGGUGCAAGAGCUUCCAUUUCAAUGCCACGCAUACCACCUGCCGAUGUAAUCACCUGACCAGCUUUGCAGUGCUGAUGUCAUCUUCACCCAUCGUGGAUGUUCUACAUAAUAAUAUCCUCACUCGGAUCACCCAGCUGGGAAUUAUCGUGUCCUUGAUCUGCCUGUCAAUGUGCAUCUUUACCUUCUGUUUCUUCAGUGAGAUUCAGAGCACCAGAACAACAAUUCACAAGAAUCUCUGCUUCAGUCUCUUUAUUGCAGAACUUUUGUUCCUCACUGGGAUUAACAUGAACAGCAAUAAGCUACUCUGUUCCAUCGUAGCCGGACUGCUUCACUACUUUUUCCUGGCUGCCUUUGCCUGGAUGUGUGUCGAGGGUAUUCAUCUCUACCUCAUUGUGGUUGGGGUCAUCUACAACAAAGGUUUCCUGCACAGAAACUUCUACAUCUUCGGCUACGGCAGCCCUUCUGUUGUGGUGGGGAUUUCAGCACUGUUGGGCUACAAGUACUACGGCACUGAUAAGAUCUGCUGGCUCAGUACAGAAAGCAACUUUAUAUGGAGCUUCAUUGGUCCGGCCUGUUUAAUCAUUUUAGUCAAUCUCCUGGCGUUUGGAGUCAUUAUUUACAAGGUGUUCCGGCACACUUCCAUGUUAAAACCAGAAGUGAGCUGCUAUGAAAAUAUUAGGUCUUGUGCUCGUGGUGCCCUGGCCCUUCUCUUCCUCCUUGGUGCUACCUGGACUUUCGGGGUGUUGCACAUUGUCAAGGGAACCAUGGUGACAGCAUAUCUAUUCACCAUUUCCAAUGCAUUCCAAGGGAUGUUCAUCUUCAUAUUUCUCUGCAUCCUGUCAAAGAAAAUUCAGAAAGAGUACUACCGGUUAUUUAAAAAUGUGCCCUGUUGCUUUGAAUACCUGAGAUGAAUUUGGCUGAAGAUGAUGGACAACCAGCACUGCGAUGGGAGAAGAAAAAAGAUGCCUCUCAGUAGAGCUACAAGUAACAUUGAUGGGCCGUGACCAUAAGUUAUUUAAAGUUUUGCUGUAUGGGGUGGGCUGUGUUGGGAAAGUGUGGGUGAAAUGGAGUACACAAAUCGCUUAAAAUCCUUACAACAGGUUUCUGGUUCCAUUUGGAUUCCUGUCUAGUUUGUAAAUGUAUAAUGAAAGUGUUAAAGCAAUUUCUCCUUCAUGCAACCUUGCAUCCGGUAAAACCUCAAUUGUAAUUUCUCGGUUUGCAUUUUAGGAAUUAAAUCCCUCAUUCAAAAGGGACAAUGACAGUUGAUCUCCACAAGACCAUAUGAUAUAGGAGCAGAAUUAGGCCAUUCAGCCCAUCGAGUCUGCUCUGCCAUUUUAUCUUGGCUGAUCCCGGAUCCCACUGAACCCCAUACACCUGCCUGCUCACCAUUUCCUUCGAUGCCCUGAUCGACCAGGAAACGAUCAACUUCCACCUUAAAUAUACUCAUGGACUUGCCGUCCACUGCAGUCUGUGGCAGAGAAUUCCACAGUUUCACAUCUCCUCAGUGUGAAACUCUGAAAUAUGUUUGUUUUUUAUUUGCUUGCUUUAUCAUAAAGAUAGCGCAGGAAGAGGCCAUUCAGCCCAAAUUGAUCCCUGCUGGAUCUUGUUUCGAAGAGUAAUAAAAUGCAAGGCAUGGUGUUUGAAGACUUUUGACGAAGUGAGCUUAGUCAUUAGGAUAACCUUACCUGCUGGAUUAGUCUUGACAAUACCAUGAGAGUGCUUUCACGAUGUAGAAUACAGUGAUUCAUGGACAAAGUUCAGUAUUUUCUGUAGGUUAACUAGUCAGUGACUGAAUAUUCCAAUCUCAAGCUCUGGAGAAUGAAUUUUCUUCAAUUUCUGCUGGCAAAGAAUUUUGCUGCUUUAACUUGAUUGGCUUACCUCCGGUGAGCUAGCCGUGGUGACGUGGCUCCACUUUCCCUUCCCAAAUCAAAAGUCCCGUGAAAACAUCCCACAAAAGGGCACAGCAGGAAAAGAAAGUUUGUUGCAUUGCGGAUUAGAUUGUGGCUUUGGGUCCUCCAGCAUGCAGCAAGGAGAGAUAGUGGGAGACCCUGCUCCACGGCAGCGUAGAUGUUAGUGCAACACUAUUACAGCUCAGGUCUUCCCAGAGUUCAGAGUUCAACUCCAGCGCCGUUUGUAAGAAUUUUGUCCCUUCUCCCCAUGAACGCAUCAGUUUCCUCCCACAGGCCAAAGAUGCGCCGUUUGGUAGGUUAAUUGUUUAUUGUAAGUUGAUUUUGAUUAGGUGGGUUGCUGGGCAAUGCGGCACAUUUGGGCUCGAAGGGCCUGUCCUGCACUGGAAUAAAUAGGUAAACAAAAAAAAAUAAAAAUAGUUAGCCAAAGUAUUGGUCGCCUCUUUAGUAUUAUCCAGUUCUAUAGACGGGACUGUGAUGAGAACACCUCUACCUUGUGGACUAUUUCAUUUCACAGAUUCUUAAUUUACAACAUUUAAGUUCAAGUUUAUUGUCAUCUGACUGUACAUAUAUACAAACGAAACUAAGUUCCUUCGAACAGUGCACCCACACAACAUAUCACAUACAGCACUUAAAAUAUUACCACAAGUAAGUUAAUAAAAUAUAUUUUCAAAAUGCAAGCAGUCGGUAUAGGUAAAAAGUCUUCGUGACAUGUCCUCAGUGGUGGCACGGUAUUCAUUAGUCUCACAGCCUGAGGGAAGAAGCUGUUACUCAGACUGGUGGUCCUAGUCCUGUUGCUUCUGUACCUCCUUCCUGACAGUAGUGGGUCAAGGAGUGUGGGAUGGGUGGUAGGGAUCCUCAACAACGCUAUGGGCCUUUCAUAUGCACAACCCCAGUAAGAGUCACAAAGAAGGGGAGGGAAACCCUGGUGAUCUUCUCAGCAUCUUUUUCCAUCCUCUGUAGAGUCAUGUGUCCUGAUGCCUCGCAGCUUCUGUGCCAUGCAAUGAUGCAACCAGACAGGACACACCUGAUGUUGCUCCCAUAAAAAAUUGUUAGAAUGGAGGUAGGAAGCCUUGCACUCCAUGAUCUCCUCAAUCUCCUCAGCAAGCAUAGAUGCUGCUGCACCUUCUUUAAGUAGGAAAUUUUAUGGAUCACCAAAGUAAGCCCUCUAAUCAGGGACUCGUUUCAUGAAAAUUUGAACUCCUAUGCUCAAUGCAUAAGAAUGUCAACCAGGAUGAGGAAUAUGGGAUUCUGGAAUUUCUUAUAAAGUAAUUCAACUGACUGGUAAUUUGGUGAAGAGUUUUAUCCUGUAUAUAGAUUUCUAUGGAUAAAAAAGAAUUCUCUGCAAAAUAAACUCA
Molecule: messenger RNA, 4800 nt
Organism: Mobula hypostoma (lesser devil ray)
Lineage: Eukaryota; Metazoa; Chordata; Chondrichthyes; Myliobatiformes; Myliobatidae
Gene: adgrl4
Product: adhesion G protein-coupled receptor L4
Exons: 16
Coding region: 479-2446 (655 amino acids)
Biological process (GO): adenylate cyclase-activating G protein-coupled receptor signaling pathway; cell surface receptor signaling pathway
Cellular component (GO): plasma membrane
Molecular function (GO): calcium ion binding; G protein-coupled receptor activity
Source: RefSeq, a predicted model, not a curated record